UUGCGUCAUUCACCUCAGGGGAAAAACUUGAGACUUUGUAAAUUUUCACUCUAGAUAAAUACUGAAAUAGAACUUCAAUUCAAUUUUGUUGAAAGAUAAUUUUAAUUCUUUUUAUACUCGAGCCCUUGUACUUACUUGGUUCGUGUAAAGGCUUGUUUCGCCAUGUUUUUUCAACCGAGUCGUAUUUUGGUUUCGUUUGAUUUGAAUUGAAUUGUUAUUGAGUUGAGAGUAACUUGAGAGCUUGAGAGCUUGAGUUGAGUUGAAUUUCCCAUUGUAAUUGUCUCUCCCAUCUUUUCUUCUCCUUAGGUAUGCCCACCAAUCCGCCCCCCCCCGUUUGUACUUUCCUCUUAUCCACUCAUUACGAUUUGAGCAUCUUUCCAAGGGAUCCCUCCUAGCCUUUCAGCCUCAUACGAAGGGAUAACGAGACAAGACAGGAGGACUUUCAAUCAACAACACAACACAAUACAAUACAUACCCCAUAUGUUCUUUUCCUUGCUAAAUUGCAAAUGUGAUUUUCGUUUUCAGCUGAAACAGGAAUAAUCAAUUGUUUCCUAAUUAUCAAGUUUUUGUAGGAUCAAUGUUGUUCGAUGUUUCUCCAAAAUGCCAUUACUCCGUCGUCGUGCUGCUGCCAGCGACGCUGAAAUGCGACGGCAUAGCUUCUAUCCCACUGAUUCCAACACUCUGAAUCCAAUUCUCGAUUCCGAUCUUCCACAUGGCAGAGCGAGUGAACAAAUGACACGAAGACCUUCGCCUGGUGAUUUCCAAUCAUUCGCAGGAACAGGGACGAUGGCACCGUUACCCAUGCUAAAUAGACCUUCCACGGAUUAUCCUACAUCGUUGCAGCGAUCGGGCACACCACCAAUACAGGAGGAGACCUCGAAACAUCGUCGCUUCUCCAUGUUAAGGUUUCGACAUGCUUCCGAUUCACAAUUGUCCACUCGAUCGCGACUACAGGCUCAGAACGCUUCAAUAGCUGAAGACGUUCCUCCGAUACCUCAUCGCAAGUAUUUCCCAUUGACGUUCUUUCCCCGAGGUCUAGAGACAUUUGAUUGUUCCAUAUCUAGUUCGACAAUAAAAAUUGCUUGCUGGGCCUGCGUUCUUGGCAUAGUGCUGACAAUAUACCAGCCCCAGAGAUUAUUACCACGGCUCCGACCAUGGAUUUCAAUGGAGGACGCCCAAUCAAGAAAAAGUCGCGAGUUCGACUUCCUGGCCGUACCAAAUCGCCUGCUGUGGAUAGCGAUCGUGUGGGGCCACAAGAAGAUACACUGAAUAUUGAAAUGCUCUCGAAGAAGGAACGAAGGAAAACAAUGUCAGAAUCGGGACCGAGCAAUAAAAGCCGGGUUACUUUCGACGAACCAAAUCGGCCAGUGACCCAUGGUAAUGGUGGCUCUCCUCCUGCAUAUGGAGACGAAGCAUCCUCGGCAUUGGCUCUACCAGUGAACAGACUCUCUGAAUCUUCAAGAUCAGAUGCAAGUUCUAAUGAUCAUGGAGUUUAUGCAACGACCACUACAACCACACAUACGGUGCAAACGACAACCACCUUCUUUCGUCUCCCUCGUCGGAAGAAGCCCGCUCCAUUAUUCGAUCUUAGCCAUCUUCCACAAAAGUCCGCGCAGCAUGAUUCCUCACAUUCGCUUUCCGUUACAAGAUACCCUACAGCUCCUCCAUCUGACCCGGCUCGGGCCAUAACCCCGAAGUCGUCGGAUGAUUUGACCCCACAUGGUUUUCAGUCUCCAAUGCCAUCUCCGUCACAUACCUCUUCGUCUCCAAGUGCUUUGAUGAAGACAUCAUCUGGUCGGCCAGCUACCCCAUUAUUACGACAAGGUUCCGCGGCGUCAUCUUCGAGAUCUUCACCCACCCGUUCCAGACUGACAUUGCGCGGUCGUUCAUCCACUUUGAGCUCUUUAAGGAAUGCACCAAAUGAAGAUGCUUUACCUACACCUACAUUACCACCAAGCAGGACUUCUACAUCCACAGGGAGGAAGAGUUUUGGCGAUUUAUUUAAUCUUUCAGCUCGACUACGCCAGGGCUCCGAACCAACAACUAAUUCAGGACCUACCACUCCCGGAUCCAAUACUUCGAAAAAUAAUUCUAUGCAAUUGGCCCGAGAAGAGCCUAUUAUUCUGCCCGAGCGUUUUGAUGAUGACACGCCCGCUAAUUAUUUGGUCAGGCUUGAAGAGGCUGUUAGUAGAGGUGUUGUAGCUAGUGUCUUAUCAAAAGGGACGGAUCCUUUCUCCCAGGCUGUUCUUCGUAGCUACAUGAGAGGAUUUGGCUUCUUUGGGGACCCAAUGGAUAUGGCCAUACGAAAGUUGCUCAUGGAAGUUGAGCUCCCCAAGGAGACUCAGCAAAUUGAUAGAUGCUUACAAGGUUUUGCUAAUAGGUAUCAUGAAUGCAACCCUGGCAUCUAUGCAUCUCCUGAUCAAGCUUACUUCAUCGCUUUCUCACUUCUCAUCCUACAUACAGAUGUGUUUAACAAAAACAACAAACAUAAAAUGACAAAGGCAGACUACAUCAAGAACACCCACGGCGAAGGAAUUUUUGACGAGAUCCUGGAGUGCUUUUUUGACAACAUUUCAUAUACACCCUUUAUUCAUGUGGAGGACGAUUUAGACAUUAACGGCGAAAGGAUUAUACCUCACAAGAUGAAAAAGAAGUCGAAGAUACUUCGUGGAGGCGGCGAUCCUAACAAACGUCCCUCGAGAGAACCAGUUGACCCUUAUACUCUAAUUCUUGAUAGCAAACUUGAUACUUUACGCCCCAACCUCAAGGAAGUUAUGCAUCUUGACGAACAUUAUAGUUAUCUUGGUACUGCACCGUCCCUGAAUUUACAGAAUCUACAGAAGACCUUCUUCAAGACCGGUGUGUUACAGAUAGUUUCUGCCAGAUCACGGCCGGAUGCUUUCAUGUCAGAGAAAACGGUCACAAACCCCGAGGAAGCACAGGCUGGUAUUGUGGAUAUUAAAAUCACCAAGGUUGGUUUACUAUGGCGAAAAGAUGUGAAGAAGAAGAAGACUCGUUCUCCAUGGCAAGAGUGGGGAGCUAUUCUUACCGGAGCUCAAUUGUAUUUUUUCCGGAAUACCACCUGGAUCAAAAGCUUGAUACAUCAGCACGAGACACAUAUCAAACAAGGUCAUGAUGGCAGCCCUGUAAUUUUCAAGCCCCCGCUAGAACAUUUCAAGCCCGAUGCAUUAAUGUCCACUGAUGAUGCAGUCGCUCUGGUUGACUCCACGUACAAGAAGCAUAAGCACGCUUUCAUCUUUGUUCGCCACGGAGGAUUUGAGGAAACUUUCUUAGCCGAUAAUGAAGAUGAGAUGAAUGAUUGGCUUGCUAAGCUUAAUUAUGCUGCAGCAUUCAGAACCGCUGGAGUUCGUAUGCGGGGCGUGGUUGGAGGCAACUACGAAGGCCAGCGUAAUCGAGGUAUCCGCAGGCUAGAAAGCCAAAACGACUCCGCAAAACUGAUUCAAACGCCUUCUGGCGAAGUUACUAUAGUCAGCGGAAAGAUCGACAACAAGAUGCAGGACGAUAUCUUGGCCGCACGUCGCCAAAUCAUGCUACAAAAAGUAGCUGAAGCCGAAGAAAAGCUUACCGUCGCAGUGAAACAACUAGACUCACAACUUCGAAAUGCUCGCCAUUUACAGAUUCUAGCUCCAGUUCAACAAAAGACAAGAGAUAAUGUUCUAUCAGCAGCAGCUCGGAUGUCCGCGCAAUUGAAAUGGGGUAGAAUGGAGAUUUGGCGCUUGAAGUGCCACCGGGACAUUUUGAUUUUGGAUUUGGAUGAAGAAAAGAGUAUCGAGGGAGGCUUCACGGAAAAGACAGAGUCAAACGGAGAUACACCGAUGUCAGCACGAUCGGCUCUUACUCGGUUACAAUCUAAGGCAAGUAGUUUAACACCACGCGGCGCGCCGAAAUCCCCGACAUCAGAUUCCACAACCCGGCCUUCUACGUCUGGUCAUUCGCUUCCGCCGCCCGAGAAGGGCCAAAUGAUGGAUGACGUCUUUCAUGCCCGACCAAGCUCGAAUGAGAAGGCUCAAGCAUCCUGGGAACUUCCGCCUUUGACAAACGAUGAACAGCCUCCACUCGAGCCUUCGAUACCCAGUGUAAUUCCUCCGAGCCCUGGUCUUGCCACUCAGCCUUCUCAUUCCAGUUUGAAACAAGCUCCAACUUUGAGCUCCAGACCUUCGGAUGAUCCAAACCUUGAUGCUGCCGAGCAAUCUGUUCUUGAGCAGACUGGAUUGAUAGAUGUAGAUGUCGCGAGUGAAGAUAAUAAAGACCAGACAACAGACAAGGACAAGUUUGGCAAAGGCAAGAUUCGCCGCAGCAUACAUCAGACCCUGCGCGAAGCACACGUUCCAUCACAUCAUCGUGGCCGUAAAGGGAAGGACUCGAAUUCGAGUGCUGGUAUGUCGGAUGAAAAUACUACAGAUGAUAUACUUCCUCGUGGCUCUGGAAGCUUUGUCGUGCACGGCAAAAAGGCUUCAGUCAUCACAUUCGGGACCGAGCUUCAAGCUAUGUCACCGGAAGAACGUCUACGUCUCCGUAAACAGCCGCGCAGAAACUCGGAAGCAGGAUCUCAUGCCACUAUUGAUGAUGACUUCCACUCAAUACUCGCCGAACCUGUCCAGCUUCGUCAACGCCAUAAUUCAGCUGCCAGCACUAGUACCGCGACGGCCAAAAGCUUCCGGGAAUUACAUAGGAAAUAUUCUGCACAAACUCCAGAAAAAUCUCCAAACCUCACUGUCAAUGUAGAUGACGACGACGAAGCGGCGAUAAGUGUAUCAGACGGUCGACGAAGUCCAUUACCUCCCGUCGAAGACGAAAACGAGGACGAAGAUUCAAGCAGUAAUGACAAAACAAAAUUCUACACACCAGAACCCUCGCCUCGUGGAAUGGAGUUUGAUGAGCGAUCGCUACUUGAACCCAAUGAACAACACGAGAUUUCAUGCAUCGAUUCAGAUGAGCGAUUACCAAGUCCUACUUGCGAAGCAGUCGGUGCUUGAUAUAACGCAUUUUACCCAUAGGAAUAUCACUUCCCCACAAACACACAGCAUUUUCAUACCAUUGUUCUAGUCUCUUUUCUUCAUAUUUUCUGCGUAACCAAAGCAUAGCGCGCAUACAACUAUUCUAACGACGAUCCUUUAUAUAUCCAUUUCUUAGCUCGCGAUGGUUCCUUUUUACAAUACUUGAGAUGAUUGAUAUUUCUUCAAAAAGCGAAAAGGGUGGGGUUAUUUUUUCGCAACAAAUAAAAGUAUUUGGUGGCUCGUUUUUUAUGGCAAUAUUUUAGUUUUCCCGUUUCGUUUGUUUUCUUCUUCCUCUUUGCUGUAGUGGUUAUUUGACACAUACUUUUGAAAGUAUUUACUCCGCGUAUGUAUACUAGCGGUUGGGAAGGGUGGGAUGGACGGUAGGAAGAAUGGGAAGGAAAGGAAAGUGAAAUGGCUUGGGGUCCAAACAUAUCUAUGCGAAGGGUUGUUUAUGGUAUGGCACUAUGGCACGGUACCCCUGGAUGGUUUUCGAUGCUGACCCUAUUGGCUGGCUGGCGUUUUGGGGAAUGUGUUUGAUUUUGAGGUAGUGGAUGAAUGCAGAUGGAAAUUGGGAGAUGAGAUACUGUUCUGAUUUUGGGGGUGGCAUGAUCGAAAAGGUGUGUGAGAGGAAUAUGUGAUGGAAAGUACUGUUUUGAUGAAAUCGAAAGUAUGGAUCGAUGGAUGGCUGAAGGAAGAUGAAAUUAGAGGUGAUGGUGAAGGCGUAAGUGAGAUGAGAUGAGAUGAAAUGUGGGCAUUUUUAGGAAUGAGAUUAAUAUCGCAGCAGACGCGGCAGAGGAAAUAGAGAUAACAAUGAAAAUUAAUAAAUAUUAUAUUUCGUCUUGUUUUCCUUAGAUGGAUGUGAGAUACUGAAGUAAAGUAUUUUAGAUCG
Sclerotinia trifoliorum is the source of this 5907-nucleotide messenger RNA. The record is from the annotation of a GenBank genome assembly. Lineage: Eukaryota; Fungi; Ascomycota; Leotiomycetes; Helotiales; Sclerotiniaceae.